Mobula hypostoma (lesser devil ray) is the source of this 7439-nucleotide messenger RNA. It is a transcript of the gene sema3h, whose product is annotated as sema domain, immunoglobulin domain (Ig), short basic domain, secreted, (semaphorin) 3H. The transcript is spliced from 18 exons. Gene Ontology annotation, molecular function: neuropilin binding; chemorepellent activity; semaphorin receptor binding. The record is from RefSeq and is a predicted model, not a curated record. NCBI's taxonomy places the organism in Eukaryota, Metazoa, Chordata, Chondrichthyes, Myliobatiformes, Myliobatidae. Bases 455 to 2836 code for a protein of 793 amino acids. Gene Ontology annotation, biological process: semaphorin-plexin signaling pathway; negative chemotaxis; neural crest cell migration. Gene Ontology annotation, cellular component: axon; plasma membrane; glutamatergic synapse.
UCCGCGCGUCCCGAGCCUCCCUCACAGACCCACGCGGCCGCUUGAACAGUGAGUCAAGUGCAGCCAGUCCAGAGGCGCAUCAGCACUUACAGAGACACCCUCUCUGACACACCCAGGAUACAGGCAGGGGUUAUCUGGCUCCAACACUCAAAAGAGCGAGCAAACGAAAUCCUGGAUUUCAUUGAUGCCGACAGGACAUCUUCCUAAACUGAUUUAUGUGCCGAUCAAACACACGUGGAGCGCAAAGGGAGAGGCUGAAGUUUUCAGUCAUAUAGGACUCUGCGACUGAAAAAAAAAGGAAUCGCAAGCUGGAAAUAAAGCGGUGAAGCUGCUUUUCCUUCUCUUCUCCUGUCAACCCCUGCACCCUGAGAUUUCACCGGGACCGUUAGGUUUGGAAGGAUUGCUGUUGUGGUUUACUGAAAUAGACUUCGGAGAGACUGGAAACAAAGUGACAAUGUCGCGGAUCGGUUGGGUUCCCCGUUUAUCCCCGGAUCCCAGUGGACGUCGGCUCACCUUCGGUCUCCGCAGGCUCAGCGCGUUCAUCCUUCAGGUUUCCCUUCUCUGUCUGCCCGGGGACAGGGCGGCGAUCGCGUGGAGACCGCCGCAGGCCAGGCUCCGGCUCACCUUCUCAGAGCUGAUGUUAAAUAAAAGGAUCAUCCCCCUGAGCUUCAGUGCCUCAAACUUGCAUUCCAUUAUCCUGGACGAGGACAACCGAAGACUUUAUGCAGCUGCAAAGGACUAUCUCCUGACCUGUAACCUGGACAACAUCUCAGAGAGAGUGAAGAAGUUACACUGGCCAGCUACGCCUGAGCGGAUAGACGAAUGCAAAAUGGCUGGCAAGGACCCUAAUCUGGACUGUGCUAACUUCUUGAGGAUUCUCCACUUCUACAACCAAACUCAUCUCUAUGUGUGUGGGACUGGAGCUUUCCAUCCUCGCUGCGCAUUCAUCGACACGUCCAUAUUCAACAGAGAUGAGCAGCUAACGCUGAACCACGAGCAGACAGAAUGCGGCAAAGGGAAGUGCCCGUAUGACCCUCAGCAGCGGAUCGCCUCAGCAAUGAUUGAGGGAGAGUUGUAUGCUGGGAUCUCCUCUGAUUUUAUGAGUCGGGACACGGCAUUCUUCCGGAGCCUGGGCCAUCGCCGUGUGAUCCGCACUGAGCAGUACGAUUCUACAUGGCUCCAAGAUCCCAAGUUUGUGAAGGUCCAUGCCAUCGCAGAGAGCAACAAUGACGAGGAUGACAAAGUGUAUUUAUUUUUCACCGAGCGCGCUCAGGAGGUGGACAGCGGCAACGGGAAGGUGGUCUACUCGCGAGUGGCUCGGGUUUGCAAGAAUGACAUUGGUGGUCAACGCAGUCUGGUCAACAAAUGGAGUACCUUUCUGAAGGCAAGGCUCAUCUGCUCCAUUCCAAGUUCUGAGGGAAUUCAAACUCACUUUGAUGAACUACAGGAUGUCUUCGUUCUUCAUGGGAAAGAUAAAAAGAAUCCAUUGAUCUAUGGAGUUUUCACGACAUCCAGCAAUAUUCUCAAUGGGUCAGCUGUCUGUGUUUACAAGAUGGCCAACAUUAUAAUGGCCUUCAAAGGGGAAUUUGCACACAAAGAGGGUCCUGACUACAAGUGGGUGACAUAUCCAGGACGUGUGCCUUACCCUCGCCCUGGGACUUGCCCCAGCACCACGUAUGGGAGCUACAGAUCAACGCGUGAAUACCCAGAUGAGGCGAUCUUCUUCAUCCGCACCCACCCACUCAUGCACGAUGCUGUCUAUCCGGUGAACCAUCGGCCAGUGCUGGUUCGGGUUGGCAUGGACUACAAGUUUACUCGUCUCGCUGUGGACCGGGUCGAGGCAGUGGAUGGACAAUAUGAUGUGAUCUUUAUUGGAACUGACACAGGGUUGGUCCUGAAAUCUAUCUACUCUCCUAAAGAAAACCAUGAGGUAGAAGAGCUAAUUCUAGAAGAGUUAGAGGUUUUCCAGGACAAAGCACCAAUCACCUCAAUGAAACUGUCCAAGAAGCGGCAGUGGCUGUAUUUAGGUUCAAAGGGUGGCUUGGCCCAGGUGUCGCUGUACCAGUGCGAUUUGUAUGGCAAAGGCUGUGCGGAAUGCUGCCUGGCAAGAGACCCUUACUGCACCUGGAACGGAAGCUCUUGCAGCACCUACUUACCCAGUGCACGCAGAAGACUCACUCGCCAGGUCACUCUGAAUGGAGACCCUCUGACCCAGUGCUUCAACCAGGGAGGGGCCAUGUACACUUGGACUGAAGAAAAGGUAUUGUUCGUUGUUGAGGGAAACAGCACGUAUUUGGAAUGUAUUCCCAAAUCUCGGCUUGCGACAGUCACGUGGUUCCUAGAACAAACCGAAAAGAAUGGGCUGCUGCAGGAGGUUACCUUUGGGGACCGGAUCAUUCCAAUUGAGCAAGGUUUGCUGAUUCGUCAAAUCAAUCAUCAUGAUGCUGGUGUCUAUCAUUGCCAAAUUGAGGACCAUGGUUUGCGCUGGACACUAACAAAGGUGCGACUCAACGUGGUUACUGCUGACCUGCUGGCAAACCUGUACGAAGGUGAUGGACGUUCAGCUGGCCCCAUGAAGGACUGGUCUCUUCCAGGCCCUGGUCACGGUAUUCAGCCCUGGUACAAGAAUAUCAUGAGCCUCAUCAAUUACCCAUCCAAGAUGGACUUUUACUGUGAGCAGGUCUGGCAGAAAGACUUCAAGAAGAAACGGAACAGACUGCGUUCAGGCAAAAAGCACCGCAGUGCAGAGCCCAUGAGGAAAAGCAAAGCAAUAGUAGCAGGCAGACGGAACAAGAACAAACAGCACAAGUUACAGCGAUCACCCCGCAGUACCUAAAACGUUGGCUGACAGACAUUUCUCCAGAGUAAUAGAAGACUCAACAGCCUCAUAACCCUUUGGACUCUGAUAAGUUCCAAGUCUUUGCUUGCAGCACCAGCUUUGACUUGCUUUUGGCCGAGGGCAAAUGUAUAAUUCUCCAUCUGUACUUUUUCAUGGAAAUGGGAGAGAUUUCCAAUCUGUGUUUGAAACAGAUUGACACAAGAUAGUUCCCAGCUGACUGUACUUUCUAAACAGAAAUCAUUUAUGUAAGGCAUUUAAAUAUCAUACAAUCUGGUCAUCCACUUGUGAGUCUACAGAUCAGAAGAGCUUAUGGCAAUGAGGAAUACCACAAAAUAUUUCUACUAUGUUAAGGCGAACUGAUUCCAAUAGAUUUAUACCACAACUCUAAAUAUUUAGCUGUUGUAAAAUUUGGCAAGUUCAAAUUUAAACAGAGAAAAUGUCUUGACUAUGUCAAAAUCCAUGCAAUGUCGGGGACCUCUACCUUAAGGCUCUUGCAGUGGAAGAGCUAAGGAAUGAGAAGUUAAAUCUGGCAUUUCUGUAGCCAGCGGGUGGUGAAUCUGUGGAAUCCAUUGCCAUGGAUCACUGUGGAGGCCAAGUCAACGGGUAUAUUUAAAGUGGAGGUUGAUAGGUUCUUGAUUCGUAAGGGUGUCAAAGGUUACAGGGAGAAGGCAAGAGAAUGGGUUGAUUGAAUAGUGGAGCAGACAUUGAGCCUAAUUCUGCUCGUAUGUCUUAUCAUCUUGUUAAGAUUUUCUCCGUGACUCACUGGGUUUAAUUAAUGGGAUGCAGAACCAUACUUUCAAUUCUUGGUUUCGACUGAGUGAGCAGACCUGAAUGCGUGAUAAUUGCUGGAAGCAUUGAAACUGACCACAAGAAUGCACGGCCAGGACUGGGUGAAACUAACCUGAUUUUGAAUCACUGUCCAAUGAUCCCCAGUUAAAAGUGGCAUGGGGUGAAUGUGAAAGUCAGGAUUAGGCUUCAUAAUAACCCCCUACAAUGUUAGUCAUGAAUGCUCGCAAUGAAGACAGCAGCAAGUGCUGGUUCAAAGAUCUAUGGGCCUAUCUCCAAACAAAUAGACUGGGAAUAGAAGGAAAAUUGCUAUGAAAAAAUCCAAACAGUACUCUAAAAAUAAACAAGUAUAAGGCAGAAUUAGUUUGGCUAAUUUAGAGACAAAAUAAAUUUACAUUUGCAUACAAGAUACCUACUUGACAUUCGUAAAACAUUUAUACAAAUUUACAAGAACUUCAUUUGGAAUGUUUUCAUGGAACAGUUAUCUGAACAGUGGGAGGAUCCCUUGUAGUUGCUUAUAUUGGAGAGUUGUGGGGAUGCCUUUUCUGACGUGAGCCCCAGGCAAGAUGUGUGACCUAUUGCAAAAUCACCGGUAACAUAUCUAAAUGUACUUUCUUGGAGUUUGUGACUUAAUUGCACUGGAUUCUACCUGAUUCAAUAUUAUAAACCCCAUACCUUUCCCUGACACCCACCCCUCUCCUAACUGUUAAUUCCCAUGUUGAUUUAUUGCAACGCAAUACAAGAUGGUAUCAAUACAAAACCUAUCUGUGGAAUUUGUGGCCAUGAGCGGCUGUAGAGGCCAAGUCAUUGGGUAUAUUUAAGGCAGAGAUAGAUAGAUUCUUGAUUAGCCGGGGCAUCAAAAGGGAAUGGGGUGAAAGCAGGGGGGUGGGGAUGACUGGAAGAAUUGGAUGAGCCCAUGAUUGAAUGGCGGAGCAGACUCAAUGGGCCAAAUGGCCUACUUCUGCUCCUAUAUCUUAUGGUCUUAUGGUCUUAUGGCAUGGGUGCUGGAAAUCUAAAAGAAACCAGAAAAUCCUGGAAAUACUCAGACAGACAGGCUGCAUUUGCAAAGAGAAACACUCAGUGAGUCCAGUUUUAUUGAAGCAGGUGACCCCCCCCCGCCUUGUUAUCCACUGUUAUACAUUUAGAAUGAAGUUCCUAUUGCCAGAUUCCAGUGACUGUAACCAGAGGUAUGAUUAUAGAGCCGUAGAGCAUUCCUUUCAGACCAUUUAGUUCAUACUGCCCCGUUAUUCUGCCUAGUCCUAUCGAAUUGCAUCCAGUCCAUAGCCUUCCGUACUUCUCCCUUCCAUCUACUUAUCCAAAUUUCUCUUAAGUGUUGAAAUUGGACCAACAUUCACAACUUCAGCUGGUAGAUUGGUCCACACUUACACCACCCUCUGAGAGAAGAAGUUUCCCCACCCCCCUCCAGAUUCCCAUUCAAUAUUUCAUCUUUCACCCUCAAACUAUGACCUCUAAUUAGGUAUUAGGUGUAAGAACUAAGGAUUAGGAGGCGGGGUAGGUGGUCCGAGGCUGUGAGGACUACAAAAGUGUGAAGUAAGGGAUGGAACAAGUUGGCCUUGGGAGCAUCAGCAUCUCCGAGAUUGUGUCUUUGGGUGUGAUACAGAGGCUGGAUACAGUUGGGUCGGAGCUGGCCACUGCUCCGAGAUCAUUCAGUAUCUUGUCAGUCCGAACCAGAAUCAAGAUUUAAUAUCACUGGGAUAUGUCAUGAAAUGUGUUGCUUUGCGGCUGCAGUACAGGGCAAUGCAUAAUAAUAGAAAAAGCUACAAAUUACAAUAAGAAUAUUUAUAUAAAAAUUAUUUAAAUAAGUAAUGCAAACAGAGAGUAAAAAAUGGAAGAUAAGUAGUGAGGUGGUGACGAGGGAUUCAUUUUCCAUUCAGAAAUCUGAUGGCAGAGGGGAAGAAGCCAUUCCUAAAACAUUGAGUGUGUGUCUUCAGGCUUCUGUACUUCCUCCUUGAUGGUAGCAAUGAGAGGAGGGCACGUCCUGAGUUAGGUGUCCCUUUCUGAGGCAUCACCUUUUGAAGGUGUCCUUGAUGCUGGGGAGGCUACUGCCCAUAAUGGAACUGGCUGAGGUUACAAUUUUCAGCAGAUUUUUCUGAUCCUGUGCAGUGGCCCCUCCAGACCAGACGAUGAUGCAACCAGUUAGAAUGCUCUCCACAGUACAUCUGCAGAAACUUGCUGGAGUCUUUGGUGACAUACCAAGUCUCCUCAAACUCCUUAUGAAAUAUAGCUACUGGCAUGUCUUCUUUGUAAUCGCAUCAAUAUCUUCAGAGAUGUUGACACCCAGGAACUCGAAACUGCUCACCCUUCCACUGCUAAUCCCUCGAUGAAGACUGGUGUGUGAUCCCUCAACUUGCCAUGCCUGAAGUCCACAGUCAAUUCCUUGGUCUUCCUGAUGUUGAGUCCAAGGUUGCUGCUGUGACACCACUCAACCAGUUUAUCUGUCUCACUCACUCCAUCAUCUGAAAUUCUGCUGACAUCGGCAAAUUUUCAGGUGGUGGUUGAGCUGUGCCAAGCCUCACAGUCAUGAGUGUAGAAAGAGUAGAGUGGUGAGCCAAGCACACAUCCUUGAGGUGUUGAUUGUCAGUAAGGAGGAGAUAUUAUUUACAGUCCACACUGACUGUAGUCUCCCAAUGAGGAAGUCAAGGAUCCAGUUGCAGAUGGAGGUACAGAGGCCCAAGUUUUGGAGUUUGCUGUCCAAGUAUGAAUUUAUGGCACUGACAAACAUAAAAGAUCAGACUGGUGGUGGUGUGUGUGUGGGGUGUUUUACAUGUGGUAAAGUGACCUGAUUGUUAAUUCAUAUUUGGUUUCAGAAGAUAAGCAUUUUGGUAUUUUGAAGAAAUGGCAAUAUUAUGCCCAGGUCAGGACAGUGUGUCUUGGAGGUAGUGGUGUUUUGCUGAUACUUGCUAUCUUUUUCCAAUACUUGUAAAUUCCCAUUCUUCUUUCCUUAUUUCCCUUUACUCCUGAAAUGUGUUCUCCAUCACACAUGCUCAUUAACUCCCUUUGAUUAUGAACCUACAUUCAAAGGUAACUUACAGUGGCCAAUGAACAUACCUGCACAAUAUCAGGAUUGGGAUGACUUCGGCAUUCCCGGGAAAACCCACACAGUCACAGGGAGAACGCGCAACCUCGGCAAAGACUGUGGAGAGUCCCUGGAUCCAGAGGCAGCAGUACUCAAUGUUGCUUCAUUCUCAUCUCCCCAGUGAUGCAAGGUUUGGGACAUUCCAAUUGUAUCUAUUUCUCAAUUAGAUUGCAACAAAUUUAGAAUAUUCAGAGUUAUUAUCAGGUUAUAGACAGUGAGAAAUUACAGUUAGUGAGAAUUAAACAACUCUAUGCAGGUCCAGAGCUUUUUACUUUUUGAAUUUAUCUGUUAAUCCUACCUUAUAAUGGUAACGAAGGUUACAGAAAUAUUGUUACAGUCUUCAGAUGUUAAUAGGCCUUUAGUCAGAAGCUACUUUAACUUAUGUAGUGAAAUGCUUCAGCUUACUAUAUGACCUCAUUUACUAAGUGUAAAUGUAAAGCUAUUUAAAUCAUUAUUAUUACCUGGGUGGCAGUUUUUGUGAAAAUGGUUAAGGGUGAGGACUCAAAAAGUGUUGGCUGCCGGGUUCCAAAGGCAUUCACUGCUUUUGUUGGUAUUAUUUAAUUUUAUUUGUGUUUUUCUGUACAUUUGUUUUUUUCUCUCCUUGAGAUAUGUACAUAUUUAGUUUAUGACUUCUGUUAUUAAUAAUGGCAAUGUGUCUUGCAGCUCAGCUUUAAAAUAAAAUUGAAUGAUAUGCUUGCCUUCUCAUGUGUUUCUGCA